GGACAACUGAGAAUAUUAUCAUCGUUUUGAAAAAACAAACAAAUGGUCGGUUCAUAAUGCAGAAUUGACAUUCAUGUGAUUCAGAUCUGAAAGUUCACGGAAACGUUGUGAUGAAGUCACGUGAAAAACGACACCCCUUCUCUCUCCUCCUCACCAAUUUCACGAUUUCCGGCCACCCCACUCUCAACCCUUCUUCGAUUUCCUCUUUUAGGUCAGCUCUUUCUUUCUUCUCUGUUCAUAGACGCGCUUUGUUUCAAUUAUCGAACAUUGCUGUUACCCUAGUGAAUUGGAGUAGGUUUUGAACUCGCGAUUCAUUAACUGCCGAGUAGGAUUUUAGCUCGUAUUUGGUGAUUGAAGAUGGGGGAGAAGUUCUGUUUAGAUGAAGAGGAUGUGUCCUUGUUCGAAGGGGUGUUAGGAAGGCAGGCCGUUGAUUUCUUCUCUUGGUCAGCUUCUCAUAAUCUGUUAUCAGACUUUGUUUCAUCCUGUGGAAAUCUUAGGGUUCAGCAGGAUCUGUCCAAGAUUACGGAGGAUUUUGAUUGGGCUUAUGCCAUAUACUGGCAAGUAGCCAAGUCAAAAUCUGGGAAAUCUGCUUUGGUUUGGGGAGAUGGACAUUGUUCAGAGGCAAUUGCGAAUCAAUCAUUAACCGAGAGAGAUAACCAGAAGAAACGCGUGCUUCAAAAGAUUCGUGCUUGUUUUGGUCGACCAGAAGGUUAUAAUUGUUCUCAAAACAAGUCCGAAUCUGUAUCUGAUAUUGAGAUGUUCUAUCUUGCAUCCAUGUAUUACGUCUUCCCUUUUGAUGUUCCUUCCACCCCUUCCCAGUCAUUCAAUUCCAGUAGAACAAUAUGGGCUUCUGAUUUAAAGACCUCCUUAGAACAUUACCAGUCAAGAUCCCAUCUUGCUAAAUCAGCUCAAUUUGAGACUCUAGUGUUUAUUCCUCUAAAAUCUGGGGUUGUGGAGCUUGGUUCCACAAAGCCUGUUCCUGAGGAUCCAAAUAUGGUCAAGAUGGUUCAGAAAGCAUUAGGUGUAGUAUCAACUCAUGUCCCCCGAAUAUUUGGUCAAGAACUUCUUAGUCUUGGAGGUACAAAAUCAGGGCCUAUUAGUAUCACUUUUUCCACAAAGGUGGAACAGGAAUUUGAGUACCCUUCUGAUUCAUUUGACGUAACAAAGGCAAUAAGCGAUGAAGUGGAUGGAAAACCAGCUCAACCGCGGAAGAGAGGGAGGAAACCGGCGAAUGGAAGAGAAGAACCGCUGAACCACGUGGAAGCAGAGAGGCAGAGGCGUGAGAAGCUUAACCAGAGAUUCUAUGCAUUGAGAGCGGUUGUCCCGAAUAUAUCAAAGAUGGAUAAAGCAUCUCUGCUAGGUGAUGCAAUUGCGUACAUCACUGAUCUCCAGGCAAGGGUGCGGACCAUGGAAGCUGAGAGGGUCAUGACUGAUGCAGUUCCUAACAUUGAUGUUCAUCAACGAUCCGAUGAUGUCGUUGUACGGGUUGGUUUCCCUUUGGAUGGUCAUCCGGUUUCAAGAGUUGUGAAGGCGUUCAGAGAACAUAAUGUAGAGGCAAGUGAAUCGAAUGUGACUAUUACAGAGAAUGGUGAGGUGGUUCAUACAUUUUCUGUUCAAACAGAAGGUGGCGGUGAUUCGGCUCAAGAGUUGAAGGAAAAACUGGCUACUUCUAUAGUCAAGUAAUAGAUACCAUACAUAAUAUAUGAGAUUUAAUUUUAUAAUGUAUCAUAUGUAUGUAGGUAUGCAUUUAGUUGUUCAUAUAGCUGAAACAUUCGAGUUUAAUGCUCUUAUGAGUUCUGUACACCUAUAGAAGAUCGUGUUUGUUUGUUUUGAUUUGGAGGCAAUGUUCUGGCCUUUUCCUUUGAUUAUUUGAUUGUCAUGUUUCUUUUUUAUGGACUUCAGUAAUCUUGGCUUCUUAAAAAAUAGGUGAAUCCAUU
Messenger RNA from Cuscuta europaea, 1937 nucleotides. NCBI's taxonomy places the organism in Eukaryota, Viridiplantae, Streptophyta, Magnoliopsida, Solanales, Convolvulaceae. The record is from the annotation of a GenBank genome assembly.